CUGUUCCCUGACAUCAACUCAUUAUAAAAGGGGCAAGGGGCAAAGAAGGGGGAAGCAACCGCACGGACGCCCUAUGCUUACUGUCUUCCCUCGAGCUAGGGAGCCGAGAGCUUAAGUUCUACCCACGUAUAGUGAGAAGGAGAGAGGGUUCUCUGUUCUAAACUCGAGCUCGAUGGAAGCUGAGGCACAGGCUUUGAUGAGCAAGAGAUCCACAGCCUCUCGGUUCAGAAGGGUGUGCGUCUUCUGCGGCAGCAGCCCCGGGAGGAAACCCAGUUACCAGCUCGCAGCGAUCCAACUCGGCCAUGAAUUGGUUCGAAGGAACAUAGACUUGGUGUACGGUGGAGGAAGCGUUGGCCUCAUGGGUCUCGUCUCCCAAGCCGUGCACGAUGGCGGCCGCCAUGUCUUGGGAGUUAUUCCCAGGACUCUGAUGCCUCGAGAGAUUACGGGAGAGACGGUGGGAGAGGUGAGGGCCGUGUCGGGAAUGCACCAGAGGAAGGCGGAGAUGGCCAGCCAAGCCGAUGCCUUCAUAGCAUUGCCUGGUGGCUACGGAACCCUGGAAGAACUCCUCGAAGUGAUAACUUGGGCUCAGCUGGGGAUCCACGACAAGCCGGUGGGGUUGCUGAACGUCGAUGGCUACUACGACUCCCUGCUCUCCUUCAUCGACAAGGCUGUGGACGAGGGAUUCAUCGCGCCUGCCGCUCGUCAUAUCAUCAUCUCCGCACAGACUUCCCACGAGUUGCUGUCGGAGCUCGAGGAUUACCAGCCGAUGCACGACGGGGUUGCGCCACAGCUGAGCUGGGAGCGGGAGCGGUUGGGGCAGUCACCCAAAUCGAACAUCGGGCGUUGACGGCAGCCCGCCGUGUAAACGUUGCCGACGUCCACGUGGCAGAUACCUUCUAAUUAGCAGAGCGGUAGAGUCGUGGGUCCCAUCGUGACUUUAUGGUGGUUGACUUUGUUGACGCCGCCAAACUUUUGAUGGGGUCGAAUCAUCGUAGAUGCUGACGUGGAGAAACAGGACUCGUGGCCUCCUCUUCCUCCUCCUCCCUCCUCCCUCCUCCUGUCGGUAAACCUAUUUUUAUUAUCAUCAGUUUAAUUUUAUAUAUAUAUAUAUAUAUAUAUAUAUAUAUAUAUAUAUAUAAUCCGUGUUUUCUGUAAAUAUUUAUGAGAUCAAUUAGCUAAAACCAGCCAGCAAUAUGAUUGCUGUCUCUGAGCA
Messenger RNA from Musa acuminata AAA Group (dessert banana), 1213 nucleotides. RefSeq names its product cytokinin riboside 5'-monophosphate phosphoribohydrolase LOG3-like. The coding region runs from base 173 to 847 and encodes 224 amino acids. Gene Ontology annotation, biological process: cytokinin biosynthetic process. Lineage: Eukaryota; Viridiplantae; Streptophyta; Magnoliopsida; Zingiberales; Musaceae. Gene Ontology annotation, cellular component: cytosol. The record is from RefSeq and is a predicted model, not a curated record. The transcript has 7 exons. Gene Ontology annotation, molecular function: hydrolase activity, hydrolyzing N-glycosyl compounds.